Molecule: messenger RNA, 1480 nt
Organism: Phycodurus eques (leafy seadragon)
Lineage: Eukaryota; Metazoa; Chordata; Actinopteri; Syngnathiformes; Syngnathidae
Gene: blnk
Product: B cell linker
Exons: 19
Coding region: 32-1306 (424 amino acids)
Biological process (GO): cell surface receptor protein tyrosine kinase signaling pathway; intracellular signal transduction
Source: RefSeq, a predicted model, not a curated record
UUCAACUCGGAGUGUUCCCGCUGUGACUGAAAUGAACUUGCCAUCCAGAGAGCAGUGUGAGAGGUGGGACCACAGCCAAGUGGCCUUAUUUAUGGGGAAGAACAUGUCAGAUGGCGACAUGAGCAGGUUCAGCUCCCUCCAUCGGCAGCAUCUUCAAAAGAUUGCUCAGGACAUCCAGAAAAAUGACGACAGCUACCUGAAUAAACUAAAAAGUGUCCUUCCAUGUGGCAGAUUGAAAAGCAAAGCAGUUCCAGAAGUACCUGUGAGAGACUACAAAGAUGAGGUGAUGGUGGAUCCGGAAGAUUUAUCUGAAAUGGAAUAUGAUAAUGAUACGUAUGACAAUGCACUGCAAGGGCACAAUAUCAACUAUGAGCCGCCUCCCUGCUGCAAAGUCUUCACCAGAACCACUUCUUCACCUUUUCUAACAGGGGACUAUCUUGACAGCUGCCAUAAUGGACCAAACUUGGAACACAGAAAGGCCUUCAAAAGGGUCAAAAAAUAUCAACAACUACCCCCAGAACCCACCUAUGUGGACAGUAAUGACGGAGACUACAUCAAUCCAGAUGGCAGUAAUGAGGAUGGCAACUAUGUAGAACCUGCAGAUAACCUCCCUGCUAAUUUGUAUGAAGUUCCAGAAAAAGAGGAUACCAUGUUGAGACAGGUCUCAGCAAACAGAGUAAAAAUGAGGAGAUCACGCUGUACUGACCAGCAGGCUGAAAGUGACUCGAGAAUAUGGGAUCAUGAAAAUAAGCAAGCUCCUCCAUACCCACCCAAACCUUUGCCGAGAGCGUCACUGAAACCUCCCUUAAGGCUGGCACAAGAUGUAAAGCAGAGAGACUGUGACCAACAAACUGACAGUGAUACUGUUGAAAAUGGAGCCACAGACCAAGAUAAGGAUGCAGAUGUCUAUGCGAAGCCAUGGUUUGCUGGGAAAUGUGACCGCAAGACUGCUGACCAGCUGUUGUUUCACGCAAAUAAGGACGGGGCCUUCAUGGUGAGGAAGAGUUCGGGACAGGACAAACAUCAGCCCUACACAUUGGUGGUUUAUAAUAAGAGCAGAGUGUACAACAUCCCAAUCCGGUUUAUACACACAAGGCAGCAGUACGCACUGGGAAGAGAGAAGAAAGGAGAAGAGUAUUUCCACAGCAUCUCUCACAUCAUCGAGAACCACCAGAAGAAUCCUCUGGUCCUGAUAGACGGCAAGAGCAACAGCAAGGAUGCUGCCAAGCUGCGUUUCCCUACGAAACAACCAACCACAUCUGGACAUCAAGGCCAGACUUUUGAUGCGUUCUCACCUCGUUUUUAAUGCCCACAUGGUCAAUCUGUGGCACUAAAUUAGCAAGACUCAGAAGACUUUGAACAUGUUUUAUUGAGAUGCUUUGCAGUGUUCACUCAGUAUUCAAAUUAACGAAAAGGCUGAGACAGUAGCUGUAGCAGGAUUUUUUUUUUUUUUUUUAGUAACUUACAAGUUGUAUUUUUC